Plasmodium vivax (malaria parasite P. vivax) is the source of this 891-nucleotide messenger RNA. Its product is annotated as RAD protein (Pv-fam-e). Bases 1 to 891 code for a protein of 296 amino acids. The record is from RefSeq and is a predicted model, not a curated record. The transcript has 2 exons. Lineage: Eukaryota; Apicomplexa; Aconoidasida; Haemosporida; Plasmodiidae.
AUGAGUUACAAAAACGCGAGGCUGGAAAACGUGGUGCGCCCCAGGACCUUCAAAGGACCGCUUCUCUGUUUGUCCUGCCUGUUCUUCCUGGCCCACCCCUUCAUCGUAGCACCAGUGAAUCUCCUCCCAGGUGUUGAGCCCAACCGCCAUUAUGACCUCCGAAUCUUAGCCGAGGCGAGCCCCUCAAAUGGGGGGGCGCAACCGGGGGGAAGCAGCUCGCAGGAUAGCAGUACACAGGAUAGCAACGCAAAUGAGAGCACCUCCCAUGAGAGCAACGCACAGGUGCGCCGAGCCCAACCGAGGAACCCGCCCGGGCAGGCACAGCCAACGCAGGGGGCACUCCCAAAGGACCCCCAAAACCUCUUCCACGGAAUCCCAAGAAACCGACUGGGGAACUACAAAACGAGCAGCCCAUACUUGAGAAACGAAAAAAACAAACAAAAUAAAAAAAAAAAAAAAUCACAAAAAAGGGAUGACCCCAAUAAUGAAAAACACAUCCCCGAGCAAAGCAUAAAAUUAACGGAAGAAGAAGUCCUAGCCAGACUGAAUAAUUUAAAUGGAAUUGUUUCCAAAAAAGACAUGUACAUCCUCUGGUUUAACCUUCACAAUCUUUAUGUUCGCAAGUACUAUGCCAUGAUGAAGGAGGUGUGGAUGAAGGCAGAGUCUUCUGCAUCCCGCCGUAACAUCCCACAACAAACUCUUGAAGAACUUUGGUGGAGAGUCUAUGCCAGCCUCAUUAAUGAACUUAGGGAAAAGGACAAAAGCUGCGUAAACGACUUUUACAGCUUGCUUGACAAAGGAGAAUGCACAUCUGAUGUGUACAUAUCUUUCCUCGAGGGGAGAAGGAAGGUGUGGACCGACGCGAUCAACAUGAUGAGGUACAAGUGGUGA